UGUGACAGGUGAGGAAACCCCUCGCUUCUCCUGGGCUGCUAUUAUUCAUAGUUUAUUCUUUAAAGCUUCGGCAGACAGAUAACCGGCGACAUGUCCUCGGCGGAGGUAGUUCUGGGUUUCCUGGAGGAGGCGGAGUCGUGGCGGCUUCGGUCCCCACAGUUCCCCAGUAAAGUCGGAGGGAAGCCGGCGUGGCUCAGCCAGAGAGGCCUGCCUUCCCUGCCCGGGCUGGAGUGUGAGAUAUGUCGGCUGCCUUUGGCUUUCCUGCUGCAGGUGUACGCACCAAUAUCCGGUCAGGACCGAAGCUUCCACCGAACACUCUUUCUGUUCUGCUGCAGAACUCCUGAAUGCUACUCACGCAACGACAGUCGCUGCAUGAAAGUUUUCAGAAGUCAGCUGCCCAGAAGGAAUGAGUUCUACCCCUAUGACCCUCCUGCAGAGGACGAACCGCCCAGCGAUCCUGAGGAGGACCAGAGCGUGCUGUCUGUCUCUGGACUAAAACUGUGUUGGGUGUGUGGUUGUCCCGGCAGCAAAGCCUGCUCACGCUGUCAUACCGUAAACUACUGUGGAAAACACCACCAGACCCUCCACUGGAAACACACCCACAAGAAAGAGUGCUGCAAAGAAGCGCCCACUGCCACGACCUCUCCCCUCCUCUUCCCUGAGUCUGAGCUCAUCACUGAGCCUGAGGAGGAGGAAGAAGAGAAAGACACCAAGGAGUGUGAAGCAGCAGCAGAAGAAGAAGAAGAAGGGGACGGUACUCAGAGGAGUGUAGAUGUUCCUUCCUUAGCAGACACCCUGGAAGAGACAGACCUGGAGGAGAUGGCUAUGCAUGAGACUGAAGACAACAAAACGUUCCAGCAGUUUAAAAAGAAGAUCUCGCCAGAGCCGCACCAGGUGGUGCGCUACAGUCGAGGGGGCUCUCCCCUGUGGGUCUCCUCUCAGCACAUCCCCUCAGAUCAGGAUAUCCCACCGUGCACCUGCGGCGCCAAGAGGACAUUUGAGUUUCAGGUGAUGCCCCAGCUGUUGAACAGUCUGAGCGUGGACUCGACAGGAGCCAGUAUCGACUGGGGGACUCUGGCUGUUUACACGUGCUCGGUCAGCUGUAACCAUGAUGACCAGUACCGCCCCGAGUUCAUCUGGAAGCAGGACUUCAGCUCAGAUCAACACACGCAGAUUAAACACACACAAUAGACCUUUGUGGCUUCUCAUAGCAGGGAAAGUGCAGGUGUAACUGAUAGUAUUAAUGAUGGCUGCAUUCCAUUCAUGUGAGUCAGUUUCAGGGUCCUCGGAUCAUGAAUGCAAGGUGACAGUCGACUUUUGUGCUCUGGUGGGAGUAAUGACGCUGCAGUCGUUAGCUAUACCCAGCUUGUCCUGUAGAGGGUGGCGGGGGGUUGGACUCUCUUGCAGUGACCUCACCCCCCAUUUAAUGGACUGGAUUUGUGCUGCUGCUCAGAAGUACAUAAAGAUCAGAGUGAGACUCAGUGAAUCAUCCAACUCCAGAUGUUCAGUCUGGAUGGUCAUCCACAUUUCUUUAUGAGGCAAAGUUACCAUUCUUUGUAUUGAGGAUGACUUCAUUAAAAGUCCACAUACUCAAAACAAGAAUUCUGGAUAUUAAGAACAAUGUGUUGGUGGUAUUUUCUGACCUACAGCAGAAUUUUUGCAUUUUCAGUGCUAUAUACUGUUGGAGCAGUAGGAUUAUUGGAUCUGAUGUUCAGAAAAACAAAUGACUUUGUGCCUUUUCAUCACAUAAUAAACUUUUUCACAAAUA
This is a messenger RNA of Stegastes partitus (bicolor damselfish), 1768 nucleotides long. It is a transcript of the gene pdcd2, whose product is annotated as programmed cell death 2. The record is from RefSeq and is a predicted model, not a curated record. The transcript has 8 exons. NCBI's taxonomy places the organism in Eukaryota, Metazoa, Chordata, Actinopteri, Pomacentridae. The coding region runs from base 91 to 1191 and encodes 366 amino acids. Gene Ontology annotation, cellular component: nucleus; cytoplasm.